Messenger RNA from Sclerotinia trifoliorum, 1223 nucleotides. The record is from the annotation of a GenBank genome assembly. Lineage: Eukaryota; Fungi; Ascomycota; Leotiomycetes; Helotiales; Sclerotiniaceae.
UAAUGGAGUUUACACUUACCAAUUGUCUAGAAAUUUAUUUCUCUUAUCGAGAUAAAACCAAAAAAGUUAGGGAGUUCUCAGCCUGAGGCACUCUUACAUGAGAAACUUCAAAGUGAGGUGGGAAGCGAAUUCCGAAAGAACCUCGUCUCAAGCCUUUCAACCAAUUUGAGCUGCUGUACCAUUAUCUCCCCUCAUACCAAAAUGGCAUCAAGACUAUUGACAAGAAGCGCCUUAGGUAUGUGGCACAUAUGGAAUUGAAAAUUACAUGAUAAUUGCUGCUGGCUACGAUUGACUGACACAACGUAGGGGCCGCUCGUCUUCGACCAGCUCUUUCUUCCCGUACCCUCCCGGCCCUCACAUCGAUCUCGAGUUCGCGAUCCUCUUCCUCUAAUGUACCAGCAGAGGACCCUAAGCGAAAGGCACAGUCGCUUCUCGACUCCCUCCCAGGCAACUCUCUCAUCUCCAAAACUGCCAUCCUCUCCGCAGCUGGAGGUGUUUCACUAUAUGCCCUUAGCAACGAAUACUAUGUGGUCAACGAGGAGACUGUUGCUAUGUUCUGUCUUUUGAGCAUUUGGGGAUCUGUUCUUAAAUUUGGUGGACCAUUGUACUCGGAAUGGGCGACCGGUCAAGUUAACAAGAUCAAGAACAUCUUGAAUGCUGCCCGUGCAGACCACACCGAGGCCGUCAAGACUAGAAUUGAGAGCGUUCAACAAUUGGGCACCGUUGUUGAUAUCACCAAGACUCUUUUCGAGGUCUCCAAGGUAUGAUGAGCUACGGAGUAUGGAAUGUUUGGGGUGUUUUGCUAACAAAGCUUACAGGAAACUGCACAACUUGAGGCCAAGGCUUACCAACUCGAGCAACAAACCGCUCUCGCUGCCGAGGCCAAAUCUGUUCUUGACUCAUGGGUACGAUACGAGGGACAAGUCAAGAUCCGUCAACAAAAAGAACUCUCAGAAAGCAUCAUUUCCAAGAUCCAAAAGGAACUCGAGAACCCAAAGGUUUUGCAACAAAUCUUACAGCAAAGUAUUGCUGAUGUUGAGAGUACGUGACCCCUCCUACUGUUCAUAUGUAUAAUACUAAUCCGGUCACAGAGAUUGUUUCAUCCAAGGCGCAAUAGAUUAGAGAAAAGUCAUAGGCCAUUGAGCGUUUCUUUACUCUAUUCUGUUUUCAAUAAAAUACACCUGUGCCAUAGUCGACAAAAACAUUCCCUCCCAUGCCAUAAU